AUGCUGAGAACUGGAACUGCAAGAAUCCUGAGCAAAUCUAGCUACUUAUGUGGUGGGCUCAAGAUUCGUAAUGCUAUGAGAGGAAGAAGACUUUACGCGCAAACAACGGCUCUUGGGAUUGAUUCCAGCGUUGAAAAUAAUAUGCAAACCGAGACGAAUAGAGUGUCGAAGACAAUGCAGAAGUUUUGGAACAAAGUUUCAAUCGAUGAAACUGGUAACGAAAUUACACUCAAACUUGACAAUAAACCCGUUAGGACGCCAUUGGGCAACAAUUUGACGAUCCCACGCGACCGUAGACUUCUGGGUUUGGCUUUGGAGCACGAGUGGUCGAAUUUGGCAUCGUUGUCGAUCAAACCUCAUUCUUUGCCUGUCACGUCUUUGGUCUCCCGGUGCAUAGAUCUGGAAUACGCCUCGAAGCCCAACGCUGACGCCGAGGUCGCUGCUAAAAUCGGGGCCGACAGAGAAGAGAUUUCUCGUACUCUACUUCGGUAUCUCGACACCGACACAUUGCUGUGUUUUUCGCCCAAAUCCGAGUUUGAAGGCACUCUUAGAGCAGCUCAAAACAAACUUUAUCUCCCGUUGAUCAAAGCUGCCGAAACGUUUUUGUCCAGCGUCGCAAAUAAGCCUAUCACUAUUCAAAUUCUAGAUGCCGAUUUACAUGGGCUCAGAGGUAACGCUCAGUCCGAAGAUACAAGAGAGGCAGCGCUCAAAUACCUGAGGUCUUUGUCGGUGUGGGAUUUGGCGGUGUUCGAGAAAACAGUCCUGACGGCAAAGUCGUUUAUUUGUGGACUUUUGCUGCUUCAGAACAAAGCCGGCACUCCAAGCCCGGACCUUUCUUUCACAAUGGAGAACCUCGCACAUUGUGCAACUCUAGAAACUGUCUAUCAAAUUGAAAGAUGGGGCGAGGUUGAAGAUACUCACGACGUGGAUUACAGGGACAUAAGAAGAAACAUCAAUGCCGCUGCCAUAGUGGCAUACAGGGAUUGA
Lachancea sp. 'fantastica' is the source of this 987-nucleotide messenger RNA. The record is from the annotation of a GenBank genome assembly. NCBI's taxonomy places the organism in Eukaryota, Fungi, Ascomycota, Saccharomycetes, Saccharomycetales, Saccharomycetaceae.